Exophiala dermatitidis NIH/UT8656 is the source of this 2015-nucleotide messenger RNA. RefSeq names its product phosphopantothenoylcysteine decarboxylase. The record is from RefSeq and is a predicted model, not a curated record. NCBI's taxonomy places the organism in Eukaryota, Fungi, Ascomycota, Eurotiomycetes, Chaetothyriales, Herpotrichiellaceae. Gene Ontology annotation, molecular function: FMN binding; phosphopantothenoylcysteine decarboxylase activity. Bases 339 to 1037 code for a protein of 232 amino acids. The transcript has a single exon. Gene Ontology annotation, cellular component: phosphopantothenoylcysteine decarboxylase complex. Gene Ontology annotation, biological process: coenzyme A biosynthetic process.
ACAGAAUCGGUGGCGGAGAUGCAAUAAUGGAAUGCCAGUGGCAGCAAAAUAAUCCGCCGAGAUGAUGUCAAAAUGUUGACAAAUUGCCGUUCGCUGUUUCGCUUUCGCCUUUCGGCUUACACAUGAAGAUACGAGGUAUAUACAUACUUCCCCACGUACGGACUCAAGCCAGCGAUUUGUAAGUACAUGUACUAGUAUAUGGCUUACUGUCCCUUCGUGUCCUUUCUCAAUGCGUGAUGGAGGUGACUCCAUAGUUUCAAGAGACACCUCUCGGACUGUGACAAGCAAGACGUGAACGACUUGGGUUCUUCGCACCACAAAGACAGCAACCGAACACUAUGGCCUCGACACAGAGAUUCUCCGCCGCCGCGCACGCAAACGACGGGAAACAUCACAUCCUCCUCGCAGCCAGCGGGUCUGUGGCGACGAUCAAAAUCCCCCAGAUCGCGGCUGCAUUGUCCCGGCACGAGAACGUUUCGAUUCGCAUUGUCCUGACUCGUUCGGCGGAAGAGUUCCUCCAGGGCCAAUCGGCCGAGCAGCCUCCUCUCCAGACUUUGUUGGAUCUACCACAUGUUGACGGGAUACAUCACGAUGAUGAGGAAUGGUCUAAGCCCUGGGUCCGCGGGGACAAGAUCCUACAUAUCGAGCUGAGGCGGUGGGCGCAUGUAUUGCUUGUGGCGCCCAUGUCGGCCAACUCGCUGGCCAAAAUGGUCAACGGGCUCAGUGAUGGGUUACUACUCAGCGUCAUCAGGGCGUGGGAUACGACUGGGCUUGUGGACAUGCAGAAGAAAAGGAUCUUCGUGGCCCCGGCCAUGAAUACCGCCAUGUGGAGGCAUCCCAUAACCAAGAGACAGAUCAAAGUUCUCGAACAGGACUGGGGGUCCGGAGACGAAGGAUGGGUCACGGUUCUAAGGCCUAUGGAGAAAGAGCUGGCUUGUGGCGACGUAGGUGAUGGUGCUAUGAUGGAUUGGAAAUUGAUUGUUGAAUAUAUUGAGAGUUAUUUGGAGCUUCGGACUCCUGCACAAAACACAACCUGAAAGAGAACAAAUGGUCCAGCGAUUGCCGUUCAGUUCUACAUCCCUUGGAGAGCGCCGCGGAUGCGUAUUAUAAUGGUACACAGGGGGUCAGACCUGCUAUUCGUCCUUGUUAGAACGACGGUAGAGAUAGUCACCCAGCAGGCCGAGAGAGAUGGUUCCUCCAGUCAGCCAGGCGCCGUUCCUGAACCACCACCAACAAUCCUUGACGUCUUUGAGGUUCACCCGCCGGAUCAUGGUGCCCAACGUCAAUACCGCGCCCCCGCAACUCCCAACGAAGAAGAUGGGACCGGCACCAGCGAAAUAUCCUGCCGUCGCGAGCAGCCCUACCUGGACCGCCGAAAAGACGGAGAGCGCAGUCUUUGCGUUGUGCUCGUGUGCUUGCGCGAUGGAUUUGAUGCCUACUUUGGCGUCGUCCUUGAUGUCCAUGUACGCAUAUAUCAUAUCGUACACCAGCGUCCAAGCCACGCAGCUGGAAUACAGCGCGGUAGCGGCCGCCAGUGCCGAAGGGUCGGACAAGAGAUCUAUUCCUAGUGCGGGAAAACCCAUGAUGGCACCCCAGGAGAAAGUCAACCCGAGGACGAACUGCGGAUAGUGCGUCACUCGUUUCGCCAGAGGGUAUGUGGUGACCAGCAGCAGACUGGGCACGCCAUAGUAUAAACAUGGCAGGGGAAAUUGUAGUAAAAUAGCCAACCCGGCAACCAACUGGGCGCCCAGAUAAAUCACUGCAUUCUGGACAGAUACGGCUUUCCGGGCAAUCGGUCGUAGACGUGUCCGUUCAACGAAAGGAUCUAGGUUGCGGUCCCAUAGGUCGUUAAUAGUGCAGCCGGCUCCGCGCAUGAUCAGGGCGCCGGCGAAGAAUAGAGUUGUUGUAGAUACCACUUCGAGCGGUGUCGCCAUUGGUACUGCCAUUGGCGCGGCUAGUAGUGUCGAGAACAUGCAUGGGAAGAACAAAUAGUAUGUGCCGGCAGGUUUAUCCAG